This is a messenger RNA of Carya illinoinensis, 2798 nucleotides long. RefSeq names its product serine/threonine-protein phosphatase 6 regulatory ankyrin repeat subunit A-like. The transcript has 4 exons. The record is from RefSeq and is a predicted model, not a curated record. Gene Ontology annotation, cellular component: plasma membrane. NCBI's taxonomy places the organism in Eukaryota, Viridiplantae, Streptophyta, Magnoliopsida, Fagales, Juglandaceae. Gene Ontology annotation, molecular function: protein phosphatase regulator activity; protein phosphatase 1 binding. Bases 1394 to 2731 code for a protein of 445 amino acids.
AGAAACUCUAUUUACAAGCAGCAGAAUGCAACCGGCGCAGAGUCGGUGACGUGGAAUAUCCACGUGUUUUAUUUAAACGGCCGCGUUUCACUAUUUUGCAAAUUACAGAUCAGAGGAGUCCCCUGCAGAAGCCAAGACACUCACCUCUAAUGAAAGAAACUGGGAGUUUUUACAGAUUUCUAUUUCAUGUACCGACAAUGGUGGAGACAAGUUAGCAACAAUGAAAGCCAUGUAAAUCUACAAAAAUAAAAGAAAAAAAAAAAAGAAAGAAAAAGAAUUUUACGCCUACAAGAAAAAAAAUUCAAAUCUAAGAACUAAGUUUUCCUGUUCAACUUUCCAAGAUCAUUAGAAGGAUAAAACUGGAGCAAAGAUGGCGUUAACCCUUGUUGUUGAAGAGAGAGAGAGAGAAGGUGUCUGUUGUACUUGCUUUUCACCACAUUUACAACUACCUUGUUUUUUAUUUUUUUAGAGAUCAAGGAGUACUAUAAAAAAAUUAAUCAAGUGUAGCUGGGGGAGAUAGGAUCUGAGAAGCGAGAGAAAGGGGAGCUGCGACGCAUUUUGAGCAAGAGAGGAGGAGCCCUGGACAGCAGAGUGCAAAAAUAAGGAAGAGAUAGAAGCGGGAAUUGAAUAUUUUUUUUUUUCUUUCUGUCUACGUGGGACCUACCAUGUCAGCCGCUUACGAACCGACUUUGCAAAUUCGACUGUAUAUAGCAACUCUGUAAAUUAUAUCACAUCUCCACCCUCCAUUUUCAAGCAUUAGGUCUUCUUCCUCCACAUGGUCAGGUCGAUCGAGAAGUAAGGUUAUUUCAGCGAAAUUAAAGGAGCUGGUUCCAUUACUUACUAACUACUUGGAAGUAAGUUUCGUUUUCAUUUGUGCUCUGAUCUAAAAGUAGUUCAUGAAUGGUGAAAUGUCUCGUUCGUAGUUGUGGUGAUGAUGAAUUUGUCUUAAUUAUAUGGGUAUGCUUUAUUAUUUGAACAGUGGUUGCUUUGAAAAUUUUAUCUAUUUGAUUUCUUCUAGAUUGGAUUAACUCGGGUCAAAUCGAAUAUAGUAGGAUAUUAAUCGGGUCAUAUCCGAAUUGAUCAUGAACAGUUUUCGUCAUUGUAUAGUUGUUACUAGAAGUAUGUUUUCGUCAUUGUAUAGUUGUUACUAGAAGUUUGUGAAAACCAAGUAAUUUAAUUUGAGAGUAUUUUCUUGUGGCGUUUCAAUGUAUUUUAGAACGUUUUCGGACUCUUUCAAUAAGAAAACUUCUGUUUUGUUUAGAACGUUGAUCAUUUAGUCGUGUUUCAAGACGAAUCUAUAUACUCUCUCUCUCUCUCUCUCUCCUAUAUAUAUAUAUAUAUAUAGGAUUUGCACAUUAAUAGAGAAAUGUUCAAUGUGAGAUCAACUACAUGAAUGAUUGUUGCUGAAAUAGGAUUUUCUGGAGUACUCUGUUGCUUUGCAUUGAGGGCUCCACAGUUAGUAAUGGCUGGAAUGGAUCCUAUUAUCUAUGAAGCAGCGGCAAAAGGCAACCUGGAGGCCUUAGAACAAUGUAUAUCCGAUCCACUAGAUGGGUUUUUAACCGUUAAUAAAAAUACAAUCAUACAUAUUUGCAUUUCAAGUAUCCUCGUUGAAGAAGACUCUCACGCUGUUGGAGGAACCGACCCAGCCUCAGCGGCAAAUUUUGUGAAAGUUUUAUUGGACAGGUGUCCGCGACUGUUAUUGAAAGCCAGUGCGGAAUGCGAUACUCCGUUACAUGUGGCCGCAAGGUAUGGACAUGCUUCCAUCGUCAAAGUCCUGAUUGAACAUCAAAAAUCCCAACACCAAGAUCUCGAAAGUGGAGUUGUUGAAGCUACUACGGAGAUCGAAAGUGGAGAUCUCGAAAGUGGAGUUGUUGAAACUACUACGGAGAUCGAAAGUGGAGUUGUUGAAGCUACUACGGAGAUGAUUGGGAAGCCGAACAAAGAGAGAGACACGGCUUUACAUGAGGCUGUACGUCACAAUCACAUUGAAGUGGUAAAACAGUUACUAAUGGAGGUAGAUCCAGAAUUUCCGUUUGGUGCUAAUGUUGCUGGUGAGACCCCACUUUACUUGGCUGCCGAGAGAUGUUUUCCAGAAUUGGUGUCAGAAAUUUUAAAAAAAUUGAAGUCACCAGCUUAUGAUGGCCCCUUGGAUAGAACGGCUUUGCAUGCUGCAGCAUUUUGGGAUGAUGAAGGAAUGACCAAAAACAUUUUGGAAAGAUACGGACGCAAUCUAUGUAAACAAGCAGACCGAAAUGGUUCGACUCCGCUUCACAUGGCUGCAUACGUGGGUAGGACAGCCGUUGCUAAACUAUUGCUGAAAUAUGAUAGAGAGGUAGCAUAUAUUCAAGACGCAGAGGGUAGGGCAGCUCUUCACAUUGCAGCCUGUUGCGACAAGGACGAGGUAACAAAAGCGAUUAUAUCAAUGUGUCCGGAUUGUUGCGAAGUGGUUGACAAUGAAGGCCGCAAUGCACUCCAUCUCGCCGUACACAACAACUUGCCACGUGCAGCGCUAAUCAUCCAAAACAAUUCGUCUCUCCGGAAUCUUUUGAAUCAGAAGGACAACGACGGGAAUACACCUCUCCAUUACUAUUGCAAUUCCAGUUUUGUUUCUAUCAAGCAUGUCCUGAAUUCUCCGAGGGUUGACAAAAUGGUCUUCAACAAAGAGAACCAUAAUGCUUCUCAAAUCUUAGAAAGUAGAAACUUACCGGUCGAGGAUUUUGUGGUAACGUAAUCUUUUAUCUUUCUUCAAAAAAUAAAAUUAUAUACUUAAUAUUUGAAUAUUUAGUUCUUUUCAAUCA